AUGGGCAGCUUCCCUGUCCCCCACAAGAAGCUCUCCUUGGAAAUUAAGGGGAACAAAACAGAUGUAGUCAUCUGCAGUUACGAUGAUCAUUUCCUUGUCAUUGCAACUCAAAUAGGAGCUAUGGGCACCAUCCUGCAAGCCAGGAAGGAGGAAGGGAUGGCAAUCCAUCCAACAUUCAACGUGUCUGUAAUCUUCGGCAAGCGAGAUGAGCCAAUGCUAGUGUCCUGUGCUCGUCAACUUAUUGAACACAUCAGUAACUCAGGCUCCUCCAGGCCAUUAAUGCUUUCUCUUGGUCUUAAAGACCAUUCAGUGGAGACAUUGAAAGGCAUUGUUUCUGCUGUGAUCGGGAAUCGUCUCUGGUAG
Molecule: messenger RNA, 363 nt
Organism: Prunus armeniaca (apricot)
Lineage: Eukaryota; Viridiplantae; Streptophyta; Magnoliopsida; Rosales; Rosaceae
Source: the annotation of a GenBank genome assembly